AUGGUCACGUUCGCCGUCUCGUCCGUGGAGCGCAAAUUCUGCAAGGCAGCUCCAACCGAUGGUCAGCCCAUCACGACGCUCAAGGAGUUUGCCAAAGAAGGCUGCAAGGACAUUGUCCAAGCACCCGACCUCGGUUCCGUUGUCGCCUCUCAAAGUGGCUUUGUGCGCGGUGUCAUUGAAGCCUACAACAAGCACCACGACCUCGUGCUGCGACCGGACGAUAUUUGGCUCGCGAUUUUGAUCCAGUUUGGUUUCUUUCGGGCGUCGCUCGUCAAGCACGAAGGCAAGAAAGAGCUCGUUGUUUACGACAUUGGAACGUUGUACUCGGUCGACUUUGGCGCACUCUCCAAGCAAAUGGUCGACAAGAUGGACGAGCACCUCGUGGACCCUAGCAUCAAGCACUGGGUGCUCCCGUCCUUCUCUACAACGACCGACCACGACGUCAUUGUCGGCAGUGUCGUGCUCAUGGCCACGAUGAAGAAGUAUUUCAGCUACAAGUUUUGCCUUAAAUGCGGCAUUCCGCAUGUGACGCUUCUCGGCACGGUGGACGAUUGGCAAGACAUUCGUCGUCGCCUCGACAAGCUCGCGAAGUAUGGUGAGCGCAUGCAGCAGUGGACGGCGAUGCUCGCGCCGAUCCUCGAUCAAUUUGUGGCAGCAGCCAAAGGCCAGGCGGACGUAGCGUUCUGGGAUCGCAUCUGCAGUCGCAAAGGCGGCGGCUCGGGCCCGAGCUACCUCAACGGCUGGAUCAGCGUCUUUUGUGUCUUCAACGACGAAGGCCAGUGGCAAGGCGACAAGAUGACGAGAAAUGUGCUGCAGCAAAGGCCUGACGCCAAUCCGGAUGAUUGGUUUGAUGUUGUUGAGACUGAAGUCACGUACGACUACCCGCUCGUCGACAUGCAGGACAUUCCGCCUGGCUACCUCACGGUCGACGUGACGAUUGACGACAACGGGACCGAGUACAAGGCGCUCAUGUUUGCGGGACACAUGGCCUACAGCGUUGGUGACGACAAGGCGUCGAUCGCGCCGUCGCUGAGCUGGGCGUUGGCGCUCAAGAACGGCGAGCCCGCGCCCGAGGAAACGAACCCGUUUGGACUGUGAGACCCCCCAACCCAGGACGUUGCUAUCCAACAGCAUGUUUAAAGUUGCUUGAUUUGAACUCGUUGUGCUUGAUUGAAGUGAGUGUUUAUGAGCCACAUGUGGCCAGGAUCAAGGGCUGGAUGAAGAAGGGCAUGGUGGGUCAGCCAAACAC
Molecule: messenger RNA, 1249 nt
Organism: Saprolegnia parasitica CBS 223.65
Lineage: Eukaryota; Oomycota; Saprolegniomycetes; Saprolegniales; Saprolegniaceae
Exons: 2
Coding region: 1-1098 (365 amino acids)
Source: RefSeq, a predicted model, not a curated record